GCGUGGAUGGUGAAUGUUGUCGACGAGUGCAUGAUUGCCUCGACCUCGUCUGCGGCAAUGGUGUCGCAAUCGAUCGCCUCCGUGUCCCUCGUGUCGGCGAGCUCGGUCUCCUCCGUGUCCGCUGCAUCGGCCUCCUCCGUGUCUGCUACGUCUGCGGCAUCAGUCGCCGCUGUGCUUGCGUCAGUCGCUUCCGUGUCCUCUGCGUCCGCCGCGUCUGUGAUCUCUUCAUCCUCAGUCGCUGCUGCUUUGGCAUCGGCUGCCUCUGUGUCCUCCGUUUCCGCGGCCUCGGUUACGUCCGCAGCCUCAGUUGCCUCCGUGUCCUCCGCGUCUCCAGCGUCUGUUACUUCUGCAGCCUCCGUUGCAGCCGUCUUGGAGUCUGUUGCCUCCGUGUCCUCCGUGUCCGCCGCCUCUGCAGCAUCUGCAGCAUCUGUUGCUUCCGUGUCCUCCGUUUCGGCUGCCUCCGCUACUUCUGCAGCCUCCGUUGCCGCCGUCUUGGAGUCUGUUGCUUCUGUUGCGUCAGUUGCUUCCGUCGCCUCUGUUGCCUCCGUCGCCUCAGUUGCUUCCGUGUCCUCCGUUUCGGCUGCCUCCGCUACUUCUGCAGCAUCCGUUGCCGCCGUCUUGGAGUCUGUUGCUUCCGUGUCCUCCGUUUCGGCUGCCUCCUCUACUUCUGCAGCAUCCGUUGCCGCCGUGCUCUCUGCUUCUAUUUCUUCAACCGCUUCAGCAUCAGCUGCAUCCGUUGCAUCGUCCAUUGCACAACAAGGUGGAGGUUCUCAAGACUCAUCUGCAUCCUCAGCAGCUGCCAUCGCUGGAGCUGUUGCGUCUGUGGCGGUUGUUGCGAUCAUUGCAUUGAUGUUAAUCGUGUUGCGACGCCGGCGCUCGCAGAGCUCAGUCACGCGACCGAAGGAAUCUGCAACGGACCCUGCCGAUCCCGUCUAUCAGGAGGCUGUUGAAAUGACAGUCUCCCCUCUUCGAUCUCCCCAAAAGGAGGACAUUGCCGCUUAUGCCACGGCAGGUCAAAAGCAGCCAGAAGCGUUGUACCAAGCCAUCUCAACGACCUCUCCCGAGGUGAUAUAUGAUUAUGCGAGCGCGCAUGUCGCUGGCAGCAAUUCUCGUCGCGUUCGCGAAGGCUUGACCAUUGUGAAGCACCUCGCCAGCGGCAACUUUGGCGAUGUAGCACUGGGUCAAGUCCCGCCUAGCGUACUGCCCCUACGAGCACAGGUCUUGCUUGGACCUGCAGCAUCCGAAACCGUGCAAGUUGCCGUCAAGUCUCUGAAGUCUGAUGCAGACGAAAAGUCCCGCAAGGACUUUGAAAGCGAGGCGAAGUUGAUGGCGCCGUUUGUGCACCCCAACGUUGUUCGCCUGCUUGCAGCUCUUGUAGAGUCAGAGCCGCAUCUCAUUCAUGCGAUUCGUCAGAUUGCACUCGGGAUGGAGUAUCUGGGCACGCUCCACUUUGUGCAUCGUGAUCUUGCUGCUCGAAACUGUCUUGUGGGGCAAGGAAUGGUGGUGAAGAUUGCCGACUUUGGGCUUUCUCGCGUGCUGGCCUCCGAGACCGACUACUAUCGCAUGCAAACGGGCGGCAAACUUCCGUUGAAGUGGAUGGCGCCGGAAACGUUGAAUUUCCGCAAGUUCUCAUCCAUGUCCGACGUGUGGUCGUUCGCCGUGACAGCCUGGGAAUGCUCCAGCUAUGGUGCAGCACCGUACGGCAAGAUGGACGGGCGUGAAACUCUGGCUCAUGUGGAAGCUGGUGGUCGCCUGCCCAUGCCCGAGCACUGCUCAGCCGACCUCUUCAACCUGAUGCUGAGUUGUUGGAACGUCAUACCCGAACUGCGUCCAAACUUUUCGCAGCUCGUCAAAGCGCUGAAAAACUUUGAGGAUGGAACCACCGUCCGCGAGAUCGGGGCUCUGUUGUGA
Messenger RNA from Capsaspora owczarzaki ATCC 30864, 1911 nucleotides. RefSeq lists its product as hypothetical. The annotation marks the transcript as partial. The record is from RefSeq and is a predicted model, not a curated record. Gene Ontology annotation, molecular function: transmembrane receptor protein tyrosine kinase activity; ATP binding. The transcript has 4 exons. Gene Ontology annotation, cellular component: signaling receptor complex. NCBI's taxonomy places the organism in Eukaryota, Filasterea, Ministeriida, Capsasporidae. Gene Ontology annotation, biological process: protein phosphorylation; positive regulation of kinase activity; multicellular organism development.